Messenger RNA from Onthophagus taurus, 4332 nucleotides. RefSeq names its product disintegrin and metalloproteinase domain-containing protein mind-meld (gene mmd). Gene Ontology annotation, biological process: proteolysis. Lineage: Eukaryota; Metazoa; Arthropoda; Insecta; Coleoptera; Scarabaeidae. Gene Ontology annotation, molecular function: metalloendopeptidase activity. The record is from RefSeq and is a predicted model, not a curated record.
GCUAUCGGUGCUGCACAACGCUGGUGGUGCGCGACGUACUGUUGUGGUGCUCUGCGUAGUACGGUGCUCGGCCCUUUGCUGAACGCUGAACGAGAGAGGACGGACAACAACUCCGAACUAUGGCUGUGCAACAUGCGGUUUCCAGGUAAAACAUGUUGUGGAUACGCUGCUGUGGACGGGGCGUCGCGGUGCUCGUCGCCGGCCUGGCGUUGCUCUUCACUGCCGGCCUUGCUGAAGCGGCUUCCAAGAGAGAAGCCGACUAUACACUGGAUGACUCGUUUUGGAUCGAUGAAAGUCCAGCCGGGGAAGUGGAACGGUUGCUUAGAGAGUACACGCAAAACCAAGAAAUGGUGCGCAACAUCGGAUCGCAUUACUACCAGAUCAUCUACCCAGUUCAGCUACGGCAACACAAGAAGAUGGGUAUCUCAACCAGGGAGAUAGGGUCGUCUAAGGUACGCAAAGCGAGGAGUACGAGAGGCCAGGGCGAUGGCAGCUAUCCUGGUUCGAGCAGAGGUCGACAAAGGACGGGCAAACACUUCCACCGCACCUCGCUUCUCAUUAAGGCCUUUAACCACAAGUUCCGCCUGGAUCUCGAGCUUAACACGCAACUGAUCGCACCGAACAUCAUGCAGCGACAUUAUUUGGCAAACGGUGCAGAGCAGGUCUCCAAACAGGAGAUUGAACACUGCUAUUAUCAUGGAACCGUACAGGAUUAUCCAGGAGCCACUGCGGCCUUUCACACCUGCAAUGGAGUUAGUGGAGUCAUCCAUGUGGGGAACGAAACCUUCGUCAUACAUCCUUUUUACGGAGGAGAUCUCUCGCAGAAACAUCCACACGUGAUAUUUGAGGCGCGCACGAAGGCCAACAAGGGGUGUGCCAAUUCCGGCACGAUGGACUGGAGGCGGAAACAACACGCAGGGUUUCUUCCCGGAAACCACGAUCGAGAACGGAGAGACGUACGAGAAGCAACCAAGUACAUCGAAACAGCUUUGGUCAUUGAUAAAGUCAUGUUUGAGAAGAGAAAUGGUAGCACACGUGCGGAGGUGGUACACGAUUCCAUCCAAGUGGCCAAUAUAGCGGAUUUAUACUUCCGGACAUUGAACACCAGGGUGUCCGUUGUUUAUAUUGAAACGUGGCAAGGUGGCAAUCAAGCUCAGAUCGAUCGUAAUCAGGAUAUUAGCGUUGCUUUGACUACUUUCAAUUCAUAUCUAACGCGGAGGUUGUUCAAAGUGGAAAAGGACACGACGCAACUACUCACGGGGGAGAUGUUUGUGGGAGGCGAAGCUGGUAUGGCAGUUCCUGCAACAGUGUGUGGACCUAGAGCCGUUGGUAUUAGCGUGGAUAUCAACACCUACGAACCCCAUCUUUUAGCUGGGACGAUGGCACAUAUGAUCGGUCACAAUAUUGGGAUGGGUCACGACGACGGCCGCGAAGAGUGCAUUUGUCGGGACUGGCACGGGUGCAUCAUGGCCCAAGCCAUCGUUGGACUCGACAAUGUCCAACCAUAUAAGUUUAGUGAGUGCAGUAAGUCUGAUUAUGUCGAUAGACUGAGAACUGGAAACGGUAUUUGUCUUAUGAAUAAACCCAACGAGCUGGAGGUAAGUAAUUUGAAGGUUCGAAGAACUUGUGGCAACCGAGAAGUGGAGGAAGGUGAAGAAUGUGAUUGUGGAACUAUAGAAGAAUGCCCAACCGUGGACCCAUGUUGUGAUCCCAUUACAUGUAAACUAACGAAAGAAGCGGAAUGUGCCAAAGGUCCAUGUUGCGACAACUGCAAGCUUAAAGAAAGGGGUGAAGUGUGUAGGGACUCAACCAGUGACUGUGAUCUACCAGAACAAUGCUCAGGAGACAACGGCGAUUGUCCGCCGGACUUAUACAAAAAGAACGGUUCCCCUUGCGGAGAGAAAGGCUAUUGCUUUAAUGGAAUGUGCCCAACCUUAGCAAUACAGUGCGAACAGAUCUGGGGAUAUGGCGGCAUCGGAGCUAAUAUCCAAUGCUUCGACCAAUUCAAUUCCCAGGGAUUCGCUAGUGGUCAUUGCGGAAUAGACGCAAAUGGAAAGUACAUCAAAUGUUCCCAUGAAAAUGUCAAGUGUGGAUCGCUUCAGUGUCAGUUAGGAAACAAAAAACCCGUCUUUGGCGAAUUAGACCACUACAGGACUAUAAUAUCGACAAGAGGAGAGGAAUAUGAGUGCAAGACUGCACAUAGAAAUAAUUCGGUAAUAAAAAACGCAGCAAAAUCAAGCUUUCCAUACGUGGGAUUUGUAUUAGACGGUACACCAUGUGGAGACAACUUGAUUUGUAUCAACCAAUCGUGUUCGAGCUUAUAUCCGUAUAUAGACCAGACUAAGUGUCCUACUAACCAUAAUGAUAAGGAAUGCUCAGGCAAUGGAUACUGUACAAAUACCAAUACGUGCUUUUGCAAACUGGGUUGGAGCGGCACCGACUGCUCUAUCGAAGAGGAAAUCGCUCAACCACUUCCGACACCGCCGCAGGACCCAUCGAGUAACCAUGGAAUCCAAAACCUCUCCGAAAUUAUGCAGAAGAAAGAAACCCACUAUGAGGACUAUCACGGCUCGAACACGAUUUUUCUCGUGGGUACACUCAUGUCGGUGGUAGGGGGUGUGUUCAUAGUGUUUGCAACUAUGGCUCUAUGCUACAGGUCAGUCGUAGUACACAAAAACUUCUCGCUGUGCCUCAGGUUAGUGGGCAGACCAUCCAGGAAGACAACUGUACCUAAAUACGAGAAACCCUAUGUUAAAAAUCAGGCGCCGAAAAAUUAUACAGUCGCUGGAAAUCACUCUCAAGAGGACGCGUUAGAGAGUGCCAACAAGAUUCUAUCUUACAGUACCUCCUUCGGUCGAGCUGAUUCUCAGAGAGUUUUGUACCGACCAACCAACCACAUGACUCCAGGAGGAUCGUCGCAUUUCCCGGAUCAUAAAAUGCAGCUUAAACGAUUAGGAGUUGGAAAUGCUUCAGAAGAAGAUGGAGCACACUCAGGUGAAGACGAAUCCGUAUCGUUCAUUGAUUUGCAACAUAAUAACCUCAAAUUGCCUUCCGAGAAAAAGGGUAUUCUGAAAAAGCACGACUACAGCAGCAUGAUGAUUACAGCUGAUGGUAAAGAAGCUUGGCCUGACGGGUCGCAAGGAGAACUGAAUCAGGCCGAAGUCAAUAUGAGCCAGAUAUUGGGCAGCGCUAGCAUGACGGUUGACGUAGAACGCGCCCUCAAGAGUCUUAACGGAUAUCACGAAGAUAUCAUCAAACACCUAAGAAACGCGGCAUCUCAUAGAGGAACUUCAACUCCUUCCGGAAGCAACGCAGCUUUCAAUGAGGAAGCACUACGAAGGAGCUUGCAAGAGUGUGCUGCUGCAUAUCCUGAUUAUAAAAGGACAAGUAGCCAAGAGAAAAUUUGUGAAACUCAGGUUGUGGUUGAAGCUGAAGAUGAAGACGAAGACGAGGUACCUCCCUGCGGUCCUAUUCGGAUACGAAAUCUCGAAGAUCUAAUCCGCCAGUUAGAACAUCAUUCGCGACAUAUGAGUCCCAGCGGCUCGGAGGACAUACGUAUGUCGGAAACUGAAGCGGACCGCCACUACAGACAGGAAUCAUCCUCGGCUUGCAGCGAAAGCUCUCAUCAAUCCCACCGGGAUUCUAGGUUUAUGUACGGCAGCAGGUACCGGCAACCAGCCAGCCGACUACCGUAUCCUCAUCCCCAUCACCAAGCCGACGAAGAGAGCAUCUAUGAGAGCGCCGAUCACGAUAGAGGCGUUCCUUGCGGCGACACACCCGACAGCGAAAGUGAUGAAUUUAUUCAAGCUCAGCAACAGCUAGCACGAUGGGCGAGUGAGGAUGCCGUUGGGGUUCAGGCGGGUACAAGCGGUGGCGGUUCAACAGUGCCCCGGGAGUACUACCCAUCACCAUCAAGUUCAACGAGCGAAGAACCAACAAGUAUCGCAAGAGCACCCGUUCCAGCACCCCCAAGCGUCGUAGCCGCCGCACACCACCCCGAACACGCCACCAUACACCGGCCGAAACGGUACCCCGAGUACAAACACUGAUGAUAGUGCGCGACCCUUCGAAGGCCGCGAAAUUAAGAACCACGAAUUCGAAGCGUUACGUAAAUGGACGCGAACGCGAAAGGAAAAGAACGUGCACGAAAGCGUGAUGUGACGUUCCGCCGCUUCCGGUUAAGCCCAAUAUCGACCCCACACAUUUCCCAAAAUCCCCUACUCGCCAAUAAUAAAAAUAUAAGUAAAUAGGGAGUUCUUAUAAAGUAAGUCGAUGUAUUUUCCCCCACGAUAAGCAAAUAAUAAAUUGAGAUGAUUGGUAAAACUAAGAAAA